AUGCUCCGGCUGCUGAGCGCCCUCCUGCUUGUGGCCCUUGCCUCAGCCUCCGGCCAACCUUCCUUCCGCCCGUCCAUCCGGGUUGUCAAUGGCACCAGUGCAGUCCCCCACAGCUGGCCCUGGCAGGCCAUGGUGCUGUUUGAGCAGGACGGGGCCCUCUACUUCAUCUGUGGCGGGACCCUCAUCGACCCUGACUGGGUUAUGACUGCCGGCCACUGCUUCCCCUACAACGGGACCUACUGGGUGCUGCUGGGCGGACACAACAUAACCAACAUAGGGGGAAACCAGCAGAUCAUCCCCGGGGAGAAGAUCUAUGUGCACCCAAACUAUGAUGACAACAACGCAUCCAAGGGCAAUGACAUCGCCCUCCUCAAGCUGUCGACAAGCGCCAAGCUGACAGAUAAAGUCAAGCCCAUCUGCCCCCCUCCCCGCGACUACAUCCUGCCCCACGGGACGGAAUGCUACAUCACUGGCUGGGGCACCACCUCCACUGGAGGGUCAAUCCCAGACAUUCUACAGCAGGGGCUGCUGCCCGUGGUGGACUACGCACACUGCUCCCAGCCGGACUGGUGGGGCUCCUCUGUGAAGGAGACCAUGGUGUGCGCCGGUGGUGCCAAUGUCGCUGGCUGCAACGGUGACUCCGGGGGACCCCUCAACUGCCCUGGAGUGAAGUGUGAAUGGGAGGUCAAUGGCGUGGCCAGCUUUGUCUCCAUCGAAGGCUGUGACACCCUCAAGAAGCCCACGGUGUUCACCCGAGUGUCGGCCUACAUUGACUGGAUUAUUGGGAUCAUUGGUGGCUACCCCAAGUGCUCGUGCUGA
Lepus europaeus (European hare) is the source of this 819-nucleotide messenger RNA. Its product is annotated as chymotrypsin-like elastase family member 3B. Gene Ontology annotation, biological process: proteolysis. NCBI's taxonomy places the organism in Eukaryota, Metazoa, Chordata, Mammalia, Lagomorpha, Leporidae. The transcript is spliced from 8 exons. The record is from RefSeq and is a predicted model, not a curated record. Gene Ontology annotation, molecular function: serine-type endopeptidase activity. The coding region runs from base 1 to 819 and encodes 272 amino acids.